Hevea brasiliensis (rubber tree) is the source of this 4023-nucleotide messenger RNA. RefSeq lists its product as uncharacterized. Bases 218 to 3676 code for a protein of 1152 amino acids. The record is from RefSeq and is a predicted model, not a curated record. NCBI's taxonomy places the organism in Eukaryota, Viridiplantae, Streptophyta, Magnoliopsida, Malpighiales, Euphorbiaceae. The transcript is spliced from 7 exons. Gene Ontology annotation, biological process: protein transport.
CGACUCUUUCAUUGCGAAAAAUCGAUGGCAAAAGAGAUUCCGCGAAAUUUCGAUUCCUUGCGCUUCAAAUUCUCUGUUUAUUUUCCAAUUUAAGAUCUCUGAUAAUUAUUUCACGCAGAUCAGAAUCUCUUCUUCUCAUAUACAAAUCAAAAUUCCCUCUUUUCCAAUCUAUCAUUCGUCCAAAAAAAAAGAAAAAAACAGAGCCUAUUGAAGAGCUAUGCUUCACAAGAGCUUCAAGCCGGCGAAAUGCAAAACGGCUUUGAAGCUAGCGGCUUCGCGCAUAAAGUUAUUGAAGAAUAAGAGAGAUGCACAGGUGAAACAGCUGAAGAGGGAAUUGGCUCAAUUGCUGGAGACUGGCCAGGACCAGACUGCCAGAAUUCGGGUUGAGCAUGUGGUUCGGGAAGAGAAGACAAUGGCUGCAUAUGAUCUUAUUGAGAUAUACUGUGAACUUAUUGUAGCGCGCUUGCCAAUCAUUGAGUCGCAAAAAAAUUGUCCCAUUGACUUGAAGGAAGCAAUCGCAAGUGUAAUUUUUGCAUCUCCAAGAUGUGCGGAUAUACCUGAAUUGAUGGAUGUCCGGAAGCAUUUUACGGCAAAAUAUGGGAAAGAAUUUGUCUCUGCAUCUGUUGAACUACGUCCAGAUUGUGGUGUCAGCCGCCUGCUGGUGGAAAAACUGUCAGCCAAAUCACCUGAUGGUCCCACCAAAAUAAAAAUUCUGAGUGCCAUCGCUGAGGAACAUAAUGUUAAAUGGGAUCCUACAUCAUUUGGAGAGAAAGAUAUGAAGCCUCACGAGGACUUGCUGAAUGGACCAAAUACAUUUGAGCAGGCCAGUAAAAUGCAUGUAGAGGCUGCUAAUGUCCAAGAGCGACCAAAUAGUUUUGACAAAGGGCACCCUAAUUUCAAAGCUCCUUCCAAUUACUAUGAAAAACAUGAAAACGCUGUCAACUCAUAUGCAUCCAAUUCAAAAUCAUCACCACAUUCCCAAAAUGUUCCUUUUCCAGCUGUGGGUGCUAGUCAGGCAAUGCCAUCAGGGACAUCCAAUCUUGAUCCAAGAUCUAUUGGAACUGGAUCUGAAGAGAUAGAAUUUAGGCAUUCGUUUGCUGCAGAACAAAGUGGUUUUUCUGUGGGUAUGCAGAGUUGGAAUAUGGAAUUCAAGGAUGCGACAGCAGCUGCACAGGCAGCUGCUGAAUCUGCAGAACGGGCAAGCAUGGCUGCCAGGGCUGCUGCAGAACUUUCAAGCCAAGAAAGGAUAACCAGGCAGCACCCAACAGAAUCAAGGAAGGCCUCAGUUUCCAGAUCAAGAGAUGAAGGGUUUCAAACAUAUGGCAGCUCCAGAGUGCAAGGUGAAUAUCUUGCCAAAGAUCCUGUAACUAAUACCCCUCAUAGAAAUAAUUCUGGCAUGAAUCAUGAACAGAGUUUUGAAAAUGAACAAGAUGACCUGGCGGGAUUGGCUGAAAGGUUUAACAAUCUUAAGAGCACUAAUAAACCUAGUCAGCUGGAAUCCUCUAAAUCCAGCAGUUGUUGUGUGGAUGAUUACACACAGGGGAGUGAUUUUCAAAUGGCAGAUAGGCAUUUUAGGAAGAAUUCAUCUGAAUUAGAGAGGAGUGACCUUAAGGGUGAAGCAAAUAGAAAGGGAGAGUCUAGUGACUCUGAGGUAGAACUUGUGAGUGAAUUGCAUGAUGGAAUGAGAUCUGAAAAUUUUGGUUAUUUUGGAGAAGCAAGCAUCAGAAGACAGUCUAGCAGUGUUUCCUCACACACUCAAAUUCCUAAUGAUGAUCACUUAUCCAGUUUUAGUGACCAGAAAUUUAGUGAGGAAGCUGUAAGGGAGCCUUCUAUUUUUGAUGAAGGAAACUUCCAAAGAAAUAGCAAAGAAACAAACCCAUUGGACAAUGGUUCUGUGGUUUUUGAUGAUUCUGGUUCAGAUGAUGAUGAAUUUAAUCUUGAUGAGAAGGGUGAACAUAAUGGCCAAGAUUCUGGUUCAUAUUACCUGUCAGAAGAUAGAAAAUCAUUGCCUCAUCUUUUAGCAAAUACAAAUGCUAACAGCUCCAGGCUAAACAUGGAAGAGUCACUAGGAAAGUUCGGUUCACAAUCUCUUUUUGCAUCAGACUUGCACACCACAAGUGUAUUUUCUGAGGGCUUGACAAGUGAUACAGUUCCUUCGCAAUCUGAUGAAUUGUUGCCUGUGACUUUUGAUGAUUCAGAUGGUCCAAGCUCAGAAAGUGAAGAGGAGCUCAAUAAGUCUAAGCUUGUUGGGAAUACAUAUUCCGGCACUUUUCCUCAUAAACAUAUAAGCAGUAACACUGAGACAACCCAGAAUGAGAGACCUCACUUUGUAGGAUCUUCACUUGUGGAAAAGGAAAAUGCGGGAUCCAACAGCAAAAACCAGGGAAAUGAAGUUGGGCCUGAAACUGAUAUGAAGUUUAAUUAUGGUUACUUGCAUACCAAUCCAACUUCUCGCAGGUUCACAAAAUCUCAAUCAAAAUCCAAUGAUGAUGACAAUCCAAAAACUUCAGGGUUUUCAUCAGUCAUGGAUGAUAUUCAAAGUUACCAAUCACUGGAUACAUUGCAGGAUACUAAAACUAUUAAAGAAUCGAGUUUGGAAAGUGGUAAAGAGUUGAAUUUUGGAAUAUUGACAGGUGGCCUUCGAAAUAAGGGUUAUAGGCAUCCACCAUACCGUAGUAAUCCAUCAGAUAGUUCUUCAGUGUCCAAACAAGCAGAGGAGGAUAAUUCUACCAGGUUUAAGCAGAAGUCUUCUUCCCUCAAGGUUGAUAUUGGUUCUGGAGUCCAAGAUUCAUACAAUCAGAUGGUGCACCCAAAAAUAAAUAAAAAAGGAAGCUUAGGAACCUCAGUUCCAUAUUCUGAUGCUAUUGAUGAUGAGUCAGAUGAGGAACUUCCACAACAGACGCAAGAGCCACACAUUCGAAAAGCAGCAGUGGAAGUGAACAAAAAAUCAGGUGUAAGGAACUAUUUUGACUUGGAUAAUAGUGAUUCUGAGGAGGAUCUUCCUAAACAGACUGAAAAGAGCAAAACUCAUUCGGGUCCUGGAUUUUCUAGACGAACAAAACAGACUGUUACCAGCAGACCUCUUUCAAAUUCUGAGAGAAAUUUGAAGUCCAGGGUACCUUCUGAUUCUUCAAUGACUCCAGGUUAUGCUGCGGAACACAAAUCAUCCUCAGUGAGUUCCUACACUGCUGAAGCUCAAGUGAAGCCCACUUCUCAGGAAAAGAGCUCUGGUUAUUGGGGAAGUUCUGAGCAGCGUAGAUCAACAGAACAAGCUAUAUCUAAGCCAAUUUUACAAUCGAAGAGGUCCUUAAUGAAGGAAUCAUCCUCUAGAAGUUCCUACACUACUGAUACUCAACAUAAUCCUCAGUCCAAAAAUUCAGAUAACCGGGGAAGUUUUGAGCAGCGUAAAUCAGCAGAAUCAUCUAAGCUGAUUCAAGAGUCAAAGAGGUCCACACGAGAGGAAAAUCUGAAGUCAUCAGCCAAGGAGCAAACAUCUAAUCCUCCUCCAAGAACAGUAUCAUCAGGUGGCGGUGAAAGCAAGAAGACAUCCAGUUCAAAGGCUGAUACUCCUUCCAGGGGGAAUUCCUUUAAUAAGGCCAGUCAUGUGCACCCAAAACUUCCCGACUAUGAUACUUUAACUGCACACCUACUGUCUCUCCGACAAAAUCGCCAAUAAAAUACAGUUACUUUAGAAGAUAGGUAGUUUUGUUCUGGUUCAUUAUUAUUAUUAUUUUUUUUUUUGGUUGCCCUUAUGGGUUUACCAUCAAGAGUGGAGUAAGGAAUAAAGUUUACAAGUUCUGGGAUUAUAGUUUUUCAGUUACAUCUUUUCCCCUUCCUGCGAUGGUGCUGUGAUUAUUUCUAGGGAUGUAAUGUAAAUUGUCUUCCCAUAUGCUGGAUGACUGUAUACUUUGUGAUGUAUUUCAAUGUCUUCUAUCACAAAAAUGAGGCUAUAUGUGCAUUAAGUUGCUGUAAUGAUACCGUAAUGUUUGAUUGUAAUGAGAUUGUGGAUAACAAGUUGUUUCA